UAAAUUGUUCCUGUUAUAUGUAUAUUUCUAUUAUAAGAUUUUAAUAAAAUUAAUAUUUUGUAAAAUUUGAGAAAUGUUUCUAUCGAUAGUACACGUUCAAAUGUUCGAUAUUUUUAUCGAUAUUUUUCAUCGUGUAUUCAGAACGCGUAAUUUGUCAUUUUCCGAAUUUUUGUGAAAACUGUAUUCGGUAUUGAAAAUUAUAGGUUGUUAGAGAAUAAAAUUUGUGAUUACGUAAAAUUGCACGUGACAUUAUGCAAAACUGUGAAGAGAAAAAUUCUAAUGAAUUAUUCGAGUAUAUAUACCAGGUUAUUCUCAAAUUUGUUUGAAUAUAAAAUCAAUAAUUUACGAUUUAGCUAUAUUUGAAUGACUUUACAGAAUUUCUCUCAUUAUUUAUAAAAAUUAAAAUAAUUAUUACGAUAUUUUAUAAGAAUUUGUUUUUUCUAAAUUUAUUAAAUGUGCAGAACAAAGAUUACUGAUAAGUUUUUGUUUAAUAACCUAUAUCUCUCAUUAAUUUUUUAAAAUAAGAUGUACCUAUCUUUAAUGAAGGUGCUAUGUCAUGAGGCAAAUGUAAAGCCUUUUCCGAUGAUACAAAUGUAUCUGCAAAAGAACUGUUUGAGAUUUUGUGUUGAUUAUGCAAAUGUGAAAGAUUGGUCGCCACUAUUGAACAGUAUAAUGCAAGAUCGAAGUCUGUCCAAAAUUUAUGUGUAUAGCCGAUGUUGCCGUAAAAAGAUUAGAGAGAAAAUAGAUACAGAAGACAAACUCAUGACACUACGGUAAUAAUUACAAAUAUAUUGAAAAUUUGUUUAAUUUGACAGAUCUCGAUCAGCAAAGAAUAUUUUUAAUCAUCUUUUAAAUGUUUCAAAAAAUGUCAGAAUAAAGAAUAAAUAUUUAAAAAAUAUUUAAAAGACAUUUUUGAUCGGGAUAUUUUGUUUUUAACAUGAAAACCGUUUUGAUACUUAAAUAACAAUUAUAUUUUGAAAUUUUUUAAUUCUUGAUUAUGUAGUAGAUACCUUAAAUCAUAUGAUUUUUGCCAUAAAUAACGUUUAAAAAAAUAACGUUUUUGCUAAGUAAUUUUAUAUACUUAUGAGCAUAUUAGACUGUAUCUUUUGUAGUAUAAAAUUAAUACAAAGAAUAAAAUUACGUCUAAUUCUAAGUUUUAAUUAAAAAAAAAUUUUUUGUGACAAUUUUUUAAAUGUUAAAAAAGUAAAAUUAAAUACCAUGAUUAUAUUUUCUUUCGGAUACUACUCCCCGUAAGUUUAAGCUUGCAGGUGCUCCGUCGCGACAAAGGGACAAUCGAAGGGAGAGUUAAAAAAACAUGACAAUGACAAAAAACGAUGAUAUAUAAAUUUGCUAACCACAAAAUGGCAAAUGGAUUGGCAUUCUGCUCCCACGUUCAGGAGAUGCACGCGAAAGGGUCGACAGCAGCCAAUUUUGUACACGAAUUAUCUACUACGAUCCUUCGUUCAUUCCGUCGCGGUCUGUCUGAAGAAUUCGCUGAUGAUCACUAGCCUCACGCUCGAUGGCAUCCCCCUGAAACCUAAGUAUCUAAGGAUCCUUGGUGAUGGUUUGGCAAAUAAUCGUAAUCUACGAAGCUUGUCGUUGGCCAGAUGUCGAAUAGGCGAUACAGGAUGUUACAUGUUAUUGGAAAACUUGCAAUGUAAUUCAAAUCUUCAUAUUCUGAAUCUAUCAUCGUGCUGCCUUACUAACAGAAGCGCAACAUGCUUGUCAUUGUUCUUAAAAAAGAGAAAAGCGGAUUUGCUGCAAAGUGUUUGGAAAGAGUCGGCAUUACCUCAAGACGCUCGCACAACAGUGGAAGGAUUACAAGUAUUGAUACUUAAUAAAAAUUAUCGAUUUAACGACGCUGGUUUGAGGCAAUUGACACGUAUGCUGAAAAAUGACUUUUGGCUGAAGACACUGUGCUUACGAUGUUGCGGAAUUACUCAACACGGAGGAGAAAUUGUGUUGGAGCUUUUACAAAUAAAUAGCGUGCUUACGCAACUUGAUCUGAGGGACAAUGAAGUGUCGGCCAAUAUAUUGGAAAUUAUUCACAAAAUUUUAAAGAAAAGGAAAAUUAAAGGUGAAAGAAUACCGAUGAAGAAAAGAUUACUGAGUCACAAGCAUAUCUUUGUAAGAGAUAUAAUUUCAAAAAACAAAUUGUCUUGGCAUGUACCGAAAGAGGACAAACUUUUCAAAACUCAAGCUUAUAUUCAAACAAAAACGCAAAAAGAUUGCACUUCACAGCAAACCACACAUGAACGAAAGACGAGAAGAAAAAGUAGGAAAUGUAGAUCACACAGUGCAGUAAAUAAAAGUUAUAUCACUUGGACUAACGCAGAUGAAUUAAAAAGUCAGCUAUCUCACAUGAUCGAGCGCAAUCGGAAUUUAAUAAGAGACUUAGAGAACAGCAGCAAUUUUCUAUUGAAGGAAAGAGAUCGUCGUUUGAGUGUUGAAGAAGCGUAUCACAAAAUGCAACCCCGACUGAGAAAUCUCAGGAACAAAAUCGCCAUGCAAAAUUAUAUUCAUUCGAAUAUGCGUUACGAAAAUAAAGUUUACGCAAAUUUGCAAAAUGUAUUCGAUGAAUGGGAUAUCUUUACAAACGGAAAAAUGUUAAGAAUGAAUAAGAAAAAUUUUUGUGAAGAAGCUGACAAAAACAAAAUUAAAUCUAAUAGUUGUUAUAAUAAAAAUCAACUAUUUAAAAAUGAAAUUGUCAACUUUUUUCAGAGAAAAUCCUAAAUGAAAUUGUAGCAUCAAUAUUUCUAGACUGUUCAUAUUUUGUACAAUUUAUAUUUUGUAAUUUAUUUUGUACAAUUACAAAAUAAAUUCUGUAAUUCACAUUUUGUUAUUUACAUGUAUGGCAAUUCAAUAUUAGAUAUCAAA
Molecule: messenger RNA, 2877 nt
Organism: Solenopsis invicta (red fire ant)
Lineage: Eukaryota; Metazoa; Arthropoda; Insecta; Hymenoptera; Formicidae
Product: protein Cep78 homolog
Exons: 4
Coding region: 1369-2733 (454 amino acids)
Cellular component (GO): centrosome
Molecular function (GO): protein binding
Source: RefSeq, a predicted model, not a curated record